AUCGAACCUGGAGACUCUGGAAACGAACAUUGCACCUACUGUUAGGCCCUUCUCGGGUUUAUCAGAGGCUAGUUGAAAAAGCUAAUUCAACAUUUAUGAGAGUUAUCGAACCUGGAGGCUCUGGAAACGAAUAUUUCAUCUAUUGUUGUCCCUUCUCGGCUUCUAAACUCUGAGAUAAUGCCACCUAAGAAAAGAGCCCAUAUUGGUUGCAAAACUGCCGCAGUUGAGACAUCGAAGAGAAGGAGAGCAAAUGAAUCCUCACACUAGACUGCAUGAAGACAUUCACAAAAUGCUGGUUGCACAGUCACCGCAAGAGCCAUGGAAAGCAAGGAGCAGUAUAGCAGUCGCCAGAUCAGAAAUGCUUCAUUAAUAGCUACAGUAUACGCUAACCUGAUUCAGUCACAGCAUAUUAUUUGUCAUACAAGAUGCUAUAGCAACUGCUGCUGUGUGAGUUGCAGAGAACAAAAAACAGCAUGCCAUUCACCAUGCCAGGAAUGCUACAGUUAUAGCAACCCCUGCUGCAUGAACUGCAAAGAAUGAAGAACAGUGUGCCAUUUGCUGUGCCUGGAAUGCUGUAAGAAUUGCGGAGAAUGAAGAACAUCUUGCCAUUCGCCAUGCCUGGUAGCGAAAUAUCUAUCCCACGAAAAUUCCAGACCCUAGUUAUGAACUCAUUUGCAUACAGCCAAUCAGAGCUCAACUAUCAAAAUAAUUUAUGUGCGCAUAACAAGUGAUGGGCAAUAAGAUAAGGUCACUUGGAUUCAACUAUUCUUAAAAAUGGAAGAGAGAAUAAGUCAACAAAGAGCGGCAGCAAGAGAAAGACAGAGAAGACGACGGCAGCGGUUAUCAACAGAAGAGAGGCAAGCAGUCCGUGACCGUAUUCGAGAACGUAUGCAAAAAAUAAGGAGUAAUAUGAACCAAGAGGAGAGGGAACUUUAUCUUCAGAAUAGAAGAAACAGAGAUCGUGAAAGAAGAAAUAAUAUGGACCAACAUGAGAGAGAACUUUAUCUUCAGAAUAAAAGAGACAAAGAUCAGGAGAGAAGAAAUAACAUGAAUCCUGAGGAGAGGGAAACUUAUCUACAGAAUAUGAGAAAUAGAGUUCAAAAGCGAAGAAAUUCCAUGAAUGAAGAUCAACCAAAUGAAGUUAUGCAUCCCAAACUAACAUCACUGGGCCAUCUCACCAAACAUGCUAAGAAGGCAAGAGAAAAACAGAAAAGGGAAACCACAGAAGAAAAACAAUUAAGAUUACAAAACCAAAGGCAAAGACAAUUUGUUAGCCAGCAGGCUGAAACAGCAGGACAAAGACAGGUAAGAUUGGAAGCUCAGAAACAGAGGACAAAUACUUAUCGUACAAGUCUCAAGAUGAAAAUGAUACAAGAAAAAAAGAAUGAAACACAGCACCUUGGGGAGCAAUGCCUGCAGAAUCAAAAGUUAAAAAAUCAACAAUCACAUGACAGAUGGCAAAUGGACAGUGCUUUAUCAUCUCCAAAGACUUCAAAAUGUGUACAUCUAACUACUAAAAUGCCAGUCCAGCAAGAUUCAAGUUUAGCACAAGCAUCACAAAAUAUUACAAAACCAGCUCAAGUGUUGACUUCACCAUUUCAAAUAACUCCAUCCAAAUCAAAGCUGGUGAAAGAUCCAAAUCAAACAACUGUAUCUAAAUCAAUAAUUAGAAUAACAGAUUUACCGAAACAAAAAUUGCUAGUUACUAGUCAUCACCGUUAUGUGAUGUCUAACCUAGCAUCUAUGUGGAGAAGUAGGAAAUUAUGUGAUGCCAGUAUUAGCAAUGGCUCAUCUACUGUGAUGGUCCAUAAAAUUGUUUUGUCUGCUGUGUCUCCAAAACUGUUCUCAGUAUUUAGUACAUACAUCUCUUCCCAGGUUUUUGAAGUAAAAUUUCCUGAAGUAGUUAGUACAGAAGCUUUAAUGGCUUUUGCUGAAUACAUAUAUACUGGACUAUUAGAUCUUGAUCUUAAUAUUUUACAACAGCUAAAAGUCAUUGCAAAACAAUUAGACAUGAAAGAUUUACAAAAUCUGUGUGAUGCUCAUCUUCAAAGUGGAACACGUCAGCAACUUGCUUCGACAGUCACUGCAUUUGAUGAUUCCCGGCAGAUGCCAUCUAAUAUUUCAGCUGUUCCUACUGAGGAUAUUAAGCAGGAGAUUUCCCAAAAUGAAUUAGCACAGCUUAAAGAAGGUACAGUCAGAAUCUUUAAGCGAGAGUUUGAGGCUGCAUCUCUGGACACUAACGGUGGCAACUCUCCAUUUGGUUCUGAUAUUCUUCCCACUGUAAAAAUCGAGCCUGUAGGACCUGAUGAUGACAAAUAUGGUCAAAUGAAUAAAAGAGCUUCAACAUCUAGUUCAGUUUCUGAUAGUUCUCAGGCGCUAAACACUCCUUUGAAUUCCAUAGCUAUAUCCACUACAGAUUUUAGCUUACCAUUUUCAGAUACCACAAAUAGCAAAGCAACAACAAAUAAGAUAUAUGGAACAUCACCCAAAUUAAAAUCUAAUGUAUUUGAAAGUUCUCCAGUUUCUGACUUAUCUCCUGUGUCAUAUAGUGAAGAAAAACUGUGUUCUCAAUCUAGACUCAUAAGAGAAGACUCUUCUAAAUCACUAAAUCGGACAACAACAACUCAGUUAAUUGACAACAAUGUGAUUUGUGGUAGCAAUGAAGAUGUCUAUCCUGUAGGACUUUUUACAGCAGAAGGGGACAGAUUACCAUUAUCAUCAACACAAGUUACCAAUGUCAAAAAUACAGGUUUAUAUAAAACAGAUGGUUUUACUUGAUAUCAGAAAUAGUUUUCAGUUUACAGACACAUACACACUGAUAAAUUGAGCUUUAGUUUUGUAAUAAAUAAUUUUUGAAAUA
This is a messenger RNA of Octopus sinensis (East Asian common octopus), 2860 nucleotides long. RefSeq lists its product as uncharacterized. The record is from RefSeq and is a predicted model, not a curated record. Lineage: Eukaryota; Metazoa; Mollusca; Cephalopoda; Octopoda; Octopodidae. The transcript is spliced from 7 exons. The coding region runs from base 775 to 2778 and encodes 667 amino acids. Gene Ontology annotation, molecular function: protein binding.